Lodderomyces jiufengensis is the source of this 504-nucleotide messenger RNA. RefSeq lists its product as uncharacterized. NCBI's taxonomy places the organism in Eukaryota, Fungi, Ascomycota, Pichiomycetes, Serinales, Debaryomycetaceae. The transcript has a single exon. Gene Ontology annotation, molecular function: nucleic acid binding; zinc ion binding. The coding region runs from base 1 to 504 and encodes 167 amino acids. The record is from RefSeq and is a predicted model, not a curated record.
AUGGGUAGAUAUAGUGUCAAAAGAUAUAAAACAAAAAGAAGAACAAGAGAUUUGGAUCUCAUAUACGAUGAUUUGUCAACAACGCAAUCAAUAAACAACUUAAAGAAUCAACCACUUGAUGAAUACAAACCAGGUUUAGGACAAUAUUACUGUAUAGAAUGUGCAAAAUAUUUUGAAAAUCAAAUAAGUUUGGAUCGUCAUCAAAAAUCCAAGAUUCACAAGAGAAGAGUUAAAAUAUUAAAAGAAAGACCAUAUACUCCAUUAGAAGCAGAAGCUGCAAGUGGUGUAAAUAUGUUAAAAUUCAUGGAUUCUGUUGAAAAAUAUAAACAAUUGGAACAAUUCAAAAAUGAAAAUAAACAAGAAUAUGAUAAAGUAAAUAAUCAAAAGAAAGAUACUUUGGAUGCAAUUAUAACUGGGGUUCCUUCUGAAGAAUUUCAAAAACAACAAGAACAAGAACAAGCUCCACAAGAAGUACAUACUACUGAAAUUACAAUGACAGAAUAA